CUCUAGCUGAACCCUAAUGAAGACAAGCACUAUUGAAGGUGGACAGAUGGGUGGGAGGUAAACACUUGAUUUAUUUGAUAAAAUCUAAUUUUGUCCCCUUUUCUGUAUAAUUCCUGAUAAGAAGUGUGCCAGGCAGGAAAAAAGGGGAAUAACAUCAUCAUGAUAGUGUCGCAUCACUGGACAAAGACCUACCUUCCCUUAAUGCAUCACACUAAAUGACAGUGAGUGAUGUCAUCUUUCCAGCUCCCACUUUCAGUGCAAAUCCAGACUUUUGGACAGGCCCAUUUUCACUGCCGGUUCAAAUGGUUGCAUAACGUGAGAACGACAAGAUGCCUAAAAAGAAGGGAAAGAAGGGCAAAGGCGCAGGGGAGGACCCCAGCCUGCGCCCGCAAAUCCUGAGGGACAAGCUGAAGAAGGAGGAUGCAUACACAGCGGGGAACGCUGUGAAGCUGAAGGACACAUAUCGGCUCGGCCUGCGCGGCAACCGCUGCGAUCAGCUCAAGGAGGACAUAGUGGCCCUCCGGCGUACGUUCGAGCGACGGGACCAGGACCUUAACCGCGCCGUGGAGAGGUUCGCGUGUGGCGUGCAGGAGGGUGAACGUCUCUCGGCGCAGGUCUGGCGCGUGCACCGCGAACACGUCGAGCGCCUGCGUGCCAUGCAGGAGAAGCGGCUUAACUUCCUGCAGCAGCAGUGGGACAUGGGUCAGGACGCUUCGGGCCACAGGCUGGAGUUGCUGAGCGAAAGAAUGGCCACCUACUUUCUGCAGUCGCGCGUGGGUUUCGAGGACACCGUGGUCCACCUGGAGCGUCACCACCAGCAGGCCUUGGCGACCAUCCACAUGCUGUACAGCGAGCCCAUGGAGGCCCACUCGGUGUACGAGAAGAGGAAAGCUUUCGAGGUGGAGGAGUGCUUCUUGGACCAGAACGUGCAGGUCCUCAAGAACCAGAAGGCCGAGGAACGCUACCUCCACGAGAUGGAGAACGUGGAGCGCAUGGAGGCCAAGAAACAAGUCUCGGUGACCACGUCCAAGAAGGGCGUGGCGCUCUACAACACCAUCAUCGAAGUGCAGUCCCGACUGGAGGCCACCGAGAAGAGCAACUCCACCAUGACGGCCAAGCUGACGGCGGCCCGCAACGACGCCAAGGCCAAGAUCCACAUGCUCCUCAGCCAGAUGGCUCGCGACCGCGUUCCCGUCCAGAUGAUGAUCAACGAGGUGAGCGUGCACAGCAAUGCCGCCGCCAACAGCCUGCGGUUGAUCAUCGCCAAGGGCGCCUGGCUCCUGAAGGUGGCCGAGAUGUGUCGCCACUUAGAGGCUCAACAGAAGGAGGAGCAGGUGGCCGCCAAAGAAGUGGCGGCAGAAUUCAGUACGCGGCUGGUGGCGCCUUCACACAUGUUCGAGUUCCCCGAGCUGAUGAAGCGCUACAAUGGCGCCCGGCUCCACCAGGACGACCUGAAGCGCCGCAGCAAGAACCUCCAGCGGGAGAACCAACAGCUGCAGCUGCUCACGCGGCAACGCCUCGAAGCCAAGACCCUAAACCCGGACACCCACAACGGACCCUACAACCCCCUGCUGGUCAAGAUGGCCCCCGUCAUGGAGAAGGACGCCAUCAAGCAAGUGCGCUGCGUCAUCGAGGGAGUACAAGCCAUCAGAAUACUCUCCAUCAAUGAGUGAAGACGAACAUGACGGGUGUAACAAACCAGGGGUGGGACAGAAUAUUUGUUAUACUGUAUAUUCCAUCACAAUACAAUAUCAAUACACCUGAAUCAGAUAUCAGUACAGUGACUAUGUCAGACGGCCAAGUGUGUGCCAAUAGUCAUUACUUUGUUUUAUUAAACCAAGCCUUUAGUUUCAUUUACUGUAUUUUGCAACGAACUCACAUUUCUGUUUUAAUAAAUCAGGUCUUUAGUUACAUUGAUGUUGCAACAUAUGGUAACUUAACGUUACUUCGCUUGAAUAAUGCAAGUCUCUACAGAGUUUAAUAGCUGUUUGAACAUUUGUUAACGCCCCCCACUCACACAUUUUUUUAGUAUUUGGGAUGUAAAAUUAUUUGUAUGGUGCCUCAGUAAACGUGAAAUAUGAAUUAAAAUCAUCCACGCAUUCCUGAGUUCCAGACGUUUUUCUGCCAAGAGGCCUGAAUUAAGAUCAUUUGAAUUUCUCAAGCUUAUCUACGUCACAGAUCUCCGAGCCAGUGCUGUCCACGUGUGCUCACACAAUUGGGUGUUCUACACAGAGGCAACCAAUCAUGAAAGGGGAGCGGUUUUAGCCAAAUAUGGACAAAACCGAUACAAAACUGGGUCAAACAGAAGUUCUGUGUCAGAGGGUCCUUUCAGGACACUCUUAAGACAAAACAAAAGGGUUUUUUGAAAUAAAAUUGACAUUUUUAUACUAAGUCCAUGUUAGAGAG
This is a messenger RNA of Phyllopteryx taeniolatus (common seadragon), 2406 nucleotides long. RefSeq names its product dynein regulatory complex subunit 2-like. The record is from RefSeq and is a predicted model, not a curated record. The transcript has a single exon. The coding region runs from base 330 to 1673 and encodes 447 amino acids. Lineage: Eukaryota; Metazoa; Chordata; Actinopteri; Syngnathiformes; Syngnathidae.